GUUUCUUAAAUUCAGAGUGACAAAUUAAUCAGUUUCGUGUGUUCAGAGAAGAAGAAGAAGAAGAACAGAUCAAUACGAGGAGAGAGAUCUCCCAACAGUUUCAAGUAAUUAAACAGAAGGUUAAACUUAACUAAAUUAGAAAAUGGGAUACUGGAAUUCUAAGGUUGUUCCAAAAUUCAAGAAGUUAUUCGAGAAGAAUAGCGCUAAGAAGGCUGCUGCUGCUGAAGCUUGCAAGACCUUUGAUGACUCUAAGGAAACAAUCAACAAGGAAAUUGAGGAGAAAAAGACAGAACUCCAACCAAAGGUCGUGGAAACCUAUGAGGCCACGUCUGCCGAAGUCAAGGCUUUGGUGAGAGACCCUAAGGAGGCUGGUUUGAAGAAAAACUCAGCGGCUGUGGUGAAGUAUCUCGAGGAGCUUGUCAAAAUUGAAUUCCCCGGAUCAACGGCUGUGAAAGACGCUUCGUCUACCUAUGGAGCUAACUAUGUCGCAGGACCGGUCACGUUCUUAUUCGAGAAGGUAUGUGUGUUCCUCCCCGAGGAGGUGAAGACACGAGAAGUUGUGGCCGAGGAACCGGCCAAAACCGAAGAGCCAGCCAAAACUGAAGAACCGGUCAAAACCGAAGAAACAAGUGGUGAGAAAGAGAAGGAUAUUGUUGAAGAGAUUAAGAAAGACGAGACCGCUACAACCGCGGUCGUGGAAGAGAAGAAACCGGAGGUAGAGGAGACGAAGCCUGUUGAAGAAGUGAAAAAGGAAGAAGCUACUCCAGCUCCGGCGGUGGUUGAAACUCCGGUUAAGGAACCGGAAACGACGACGGCGCCAGUGGCUGAACCACCAAAGCCUUGAUGUGUGUUUCAAGAUGGUAUCAUUACUUCUCUUGUAUGAAAACAUCUUUGUACGUAACAAAAAAAGGAAAAAAAAAAACUUAUUUUUCAUUCU
Molecule: messenger RNA, 937 nt
Organism: Camelina sativa (false flax)
Lineage: Eukaryota; Viridiplantae; Streptophyta; Magnoliopsida; Brassicales; Brassicaceae
Product: plasma membrane-associated cation-binding protein 1
Cellular component (GO): plasma membrane
Source: RefSeq, a predicted model, not a curated record